AUGUCAUAAGAAUAAAUUGGCAUAAGCAAAAGAAAUUCGAAUCCACAUGCUCAUAGUCCGUCUCAUCAUAAAUUUAAUAGCGACUCUCCUUUUAUUGCACAUAAAUUUGAUAAACAUGACUAACAUGAUUCAUAGUAAUUUUUGCAUAAUUUUUCGACAACUAUCCAUAAUAGGGAGAAGUCUUAAGAAAAAUUAUAAGAUUUUGUUGAAAAAGAAGAACAUAAUAGCAUACUUCAUAUGCACUCUCUGACUAAUACGAAUAUGAAAAAAAGUAGCUUUAGAAGAUUGAGUAAUGCCAAUAUGAACCGUUUAAGCGAAUUUCAUAGCUAAUUAAUAUAGAAUAUACAUAAUAAACAUAGGUAGAGAUAAUCUAUUUUGUAGGCUUCAGCUCUGAAUUUUAAUUUUGAUGAUAUGAUUGAUAAAGUAUAAGAAAUUGAUGAUGGAAAGCUUGUAGUAAAAAUAGGCGAUUAAGUGAAUAGAUAUACAAUAGGUCCUAAUAUGAUAGCUUUCUUUGAUUAGGAGACGAAAUAAAAUAUAUCUAAUAUUUAAAAGCCACUUUAUUAACGUAUUCCUGUCUUUCUCUCUUGGUUUUUAGUAUUUUAUGCAGCUAUAAAUGGUGCUUGUAUUCCUCCAUGGAUUGUGUCUGUACCUGAAGAAAAGUAUUUGCGUAUUUCUUGGAGAUUCUUUUUGCAAACAUUCAUGAUGAUCCCUUUCCUCUUAUAUGAAAGAAGAAAUAUCCCUGAAGAUAAAAAGUACUAGUAUGAAUUUAGUUAUAUUUUUAAAUUAGAAAAUAUUAAGAAAGUUUUUAUGGUUGCAUUUACAAAUUCUAUUUGGUUUACUAUGGUUUUAUUUGCUUUUGAAUGGAACUUUAUAUCUCAUGCUUUAGUACUUUCUGGGCUUAGUUAAUUAUUUUUCAGCAUUCAUAGACGUUUAAAUAAAGAAGAAAAUCAUGAUUACGAGUAUGGUGGUUAAGCAAUGGUUAUAUUUGGAGUUUUUUGUAUCCUUGCAGAUACUCUUACUUAUAAUUCUAAAGAAGCUCCACCCUCAACUAAAAACUAUAGCAACACAUAUGUUUAUUUUCGUGAGCCAUGGUAAAGAUUGAUAAUAGGCAACUUAACAUCUAUUUUAGUUAGUUUUUUAAUGUUUAAAAUGUCAAAGCACUAGGCAGAGUCUAGGUAAAUAUAUCCUCAGUUUUUAUCUAUGACUCUCGUUUUUCUGUUUACCUCUAUAAAUAUGACUAUGAGUAGUUAUUUUUUUGCAGGAAAUUAUUUGUUUAAUGAUGAAUUUUGGGGAUGGCUUGGUAUUUUUAACAGUGAAGAAUUCAGUGGUUUCUUAAUUAUGACUAUAAUUCUUGGUAUGGGCAAUUUUAUAACAAAUGUGUUAAUUAAUAAACUAUUUGAGCCAAUUGUACCUGCAACAAUUUCUCUAUUUGAACCAAUAUUUAGCACAAUAGUUUUAUAGAUAGCAGGUGUUUAGAUUAUGCCAAGAGGUUUAGCGUGUUUAGGCUACGUCUUUAUUGUUCCUGGGCUCUUUGUAAUUGUAUUAGGUUAACAUUUAUUAAGUGUUAGGAGAAAAUAAGAUGAAGAAAUAAAAAUAUAAGAACAAUUAUAAGAAGAAAUAAAUAGACUAGAGGCUUUACAGAUGCACGAAAUUAUAUAGAGUAGUGACUCUGAUGAUGAAAAUGAUAGCGAAAAUAAUGAUAGCGUUAAAUCAAUAGGCUCUAAAAAACCAAUUAAUUGA
This is a messenger RNA of Tetrahymena thermophila SB210, 1740 nucleotides long. Its product is annotated as drug/metabolite transporter (DMT) superfamily protein. NCBI's taxonomy places the organism in Eukaryota, Ciliophora, Oligohymenophorea, Hymenostomatida, Tetrahymenidae. The record is from RefSeq and is a predicted model, not a curated record. The transcript has 2 exons.